AUGACCACUCUCGAGUCCGACGGCGGUGGUUCAACUCUCAUCUCCCCAAACCUGGAUGGCCUCAAGCGUGCCCGAACCAUCAAAGCCGACAUCGAGAACAACAUCUCCGUGUUGAAGUCCAAGAACAAGACUAAUCUCCUUCGCCGCCGCGUAGAGGAUGACCCCGAGAACCAGCUUAUCAAGACGCUUCGCCAAGAACACCGUAUGGAUUGGGGUGCCAUAGCCAACUACUUGAACGAGGAGCGCCAGAAGCGCGGUGAACCGGCGUGCUUCACCACACCCGCCGUCUACUCUCGCUUCGUGCGCAACGGUCCCCGCAUCGCUGCUGCUCUAGGAGAAAUCGGCUUCGACCCGAAGGACUACAUGCACCUCCGCAACCCGAAGCAAUAUCUGGCUGCCAACACCAACCUCGGUAGUAGCAUCCCGCAGAAGCGUGCCCGCGAGGAGACCGACUGCGAGAAGGGAAUCAAGGAUAACACGCGGAAGCGCUCCAAGCUGGCCGAUGACUGCGCGGAGCUGGAGACGACCGAGAAGACGGAGCUCCUGAUGCAGGCUGUGGCGACGGUGGAGCGCAACUUCUGGAUAUUCGUGGCGGAUGAGCUGGAGCGUAUGACGACGAAGUUGUAUGACCCGCGUGCUAUCGAGAGCCGUUAUCACGCUAUCUGA
Messenger RNA from Trematosphaeria pertusa, 666 nucleotides. RefSeq lists its product as uncharacterized. The coding region runs from base 1 to 666 and encodes 221 amino acids. NCBI's taxonomy places the organism in Eukaryota, Fungi, Ascomycota, Dothideomycetes, Pleosporales, Trematosphaeriaceae. The transcript has 3 exons. The record is from RefSeq and is a predicted model, not a curated record.